AUGACUUCAAGAGCACUCCCUGAAUCGUCAGUGGUGGACUUCACCUACAAAGGCAGAUGGUGGAGGAAUCGUGGUAUUAUAAUGUUGAACAUAUGUCUCUUAAUUCCUCUUAUGACCUCUGCCGUCAACGGUCUCGAUUCAUCUCUUAUCAACGGCCUACAAAUUUUGCCGGGCUGGCAACGUUAUUUCGACCAUCCCUCAGGCAAGCUCCUGGGUUUCAUCAACUCUGCUCAGUUUAUUGGAAAUCUAUGUGGCUUGCCAAUCGCGCCUUUUGUUUCUGAUAUCUUUGGCCGACGCGCAGGAUUAUUCUUGGGGUCAUUAAUUAUGUUUGCUGGGGUGGGUUUGCAGGCGGGUUCUGCCAAUGUCGCAACCCUGAUCGGUGCCCGGAUAAUAAUUGGGUUCGGUCUAUGCUUCUGUUCGAAUGCUGCUCCCCUUCUUCUGAUAGAGCUGUCGUAUCCAACGCAGCGCGGGAAAAUCACUUCCAUGUAUAACACUAACUGGUAUCUUGGCAGCAUAAUUUCAGCAUGGGUGUGCUACGGGUCAUAUAUACACACCAAAGAAAGUAUGUGGUCGUGGCGUGUGCCAACCCUCGUCCAAGCUUUUCUUCCUUUGGUUCAAGUCGCAUCAGUCUGGUUCAUUCCUGAGUCUCCUCGAUGGCUCAUUUCCAGGGGACUGGAAGAAAAAGCUUGCAAAGUCCUCGCAAAAUAUCACGCAAAUGGUGGAAACGAACAUGAUCCAUUGGUGGUGUUUGAGAUUGCUCAAAUCCGGCAUGCACUCAAGAUGGAGGCAGAGAUUAACCGGAGAACGUCAUACUGGUCUCUGUUCUCGACGCCGGGCAAUAGGAAACGAAUGAUGAUCAUAAUGGCCAUCGCCAUAUUUUCGCAAUGGAGUGGCAACGGUUUAGUCUCUUAUUACAUCAAUAUAGUAUUGGAUGGUGUCGGUAUCACGAGUACAGCCGCAAAGGUAUUAAUCAAUGGCAACCUUCAGAUUUUCAACUUCUUGGUUGCGCUGUCAGCUUCUAUGUUGGUCGAUUGGGCAGGGCGGAGAACACUUUUUAUAGUUUCGAACAGUGGAAUGCUCAUCAGUUUUUCCGCUUGGACGAUCUCAACAGCACUCUACAACACAGCCCAUACCUCCGCAGCUGCAAUAGCCACGAUACCCCUAAUUUUCAUUUUCUAUUUCUUCUACGAUAUCGCCUAUACUCCUUUGGUUGUCGCAUAUACCCUCGAGAUCUUACCAUAUAGAGUCAGAGCGAAGGGUUUUGCUGUCAUGAAUAUAACGUUAAUGCUGACUGUAGCGUUCAACCAAUUUGUGAAUCCUUGGGCGCUUGCUUCCAUCGGCUGGCAAUACUACAUUGUGUAUUGUGCCUGGCUUAUAGUCGAGCUUGCCUUCGUCGCAAUUUUCAUUGUGGAAACCAAAGGUCGGACGUUAGAAGAAACUGCGGCACUUUUUGACGGUGAAAAUCAUCGACAGAAUUUGGUGGCGCUGGGUAGAGAGUCAGCGGCAAUAGAAUUGAGCAGAGUCAUGGUACUUCCAAAGCUCAAAACGCGAUCGCAACGACGUGGAGUUCAGGACGAAUACGGCGAGAAUCUGAAGAUACGAGAUCUGUAUAGCGAGUGGCGUCGGGCUAGCCCAGCUGGCGAUGAUAAAAUGGCGGUAUAA
This is a messenger RNA of Laccaria bicolor S238N-H82, 1662 nucleotides long. RefSeq lists its product as uncharacterized. The transcript has 17 exons. The record is from RefSeq and is a predicted model, not a curated record. Gene Ontology annotation, biological process: carbohydrate transport; transmembrane transport. Gene Ontology annotation, molecular function: carbohydrate:proton symporter activity. Gene Ontology annotation, cellular component: membrane. Lineage: Eukaryota; Fungi; Basidiomycota; Agaricomycetes; Agaricales; Hydnangiaceae. Bases 1 to 1662 code for a protein of 553 amino acids.